AUGAACGAAGAGGAAAUGGCAUCCGCUUCUUGUGGUCUUGCUGCUGCAGAAACAGCAACUGCAGCAGCCAAUGGCGGCGCCGAGGGGAGCGACAUUCCCGAGGACGCCAAGAAACAUGGCUCGAAGACGCUGGUAGGGCCUCGACCUCCUCAAAAUGCGAUAUUUAUUCAUAAGUUGUACCAGAUCCUGGAGGACGACUCGUUGCACGACUUGAUAUGGUGGUCUCCAUCCGGUCUGUCCUUCAUGAUCAAGCCCGUGGAGCGGUUCAGUAAAGCCCUGGCCACGUACUUCAAGCAUACCAAUAUCACGAGUUUUGUGAGGCAGUUGAACAUUUACGGCUUCCACAAGGUGUCGCACGACCAUACUAGCAACGACACCAACAGUGGCGACGAUGGUAAUACCAACGAUGAUGCCAACGCAAACGACGAUAACGGUGGUAACAAGAACAGCAGUGGCGAAGAAACGACCGGCGCCGGCUCGCAAGAGAAGGAAAAGAGCAACCCCACCAAGAUCUGGGAAUUCAAGCAUAGCUCCGGUAUUUUCAAGAAGGGCGAUAUCGAGAGCCUCAAGCACAUCAAGAGAAGGGCUUCCUCGCGCAUCAACAGCAGGAAGAACUCGAGUAACCAGAACUACGAUAUGGACUCUAGUAUAAGAGCAAGACCCUCUUCUGCGCAAGACCCGGCUUCAACUUCCAGCGCCUUCAGUACCUACAUCCCGCAAAUUCCGGGCGCCAGCAGCUCUAUCCCUGAAUGUUUCUCUCACGUGCCUUAUGAAAACGCAAACCACGGCCCGUUAGAAUUCAAUAACCCGGAUGCACAGGAAACGAGCAGACCGCUUAGUUUCCAGGACGAAACUCUCACCCAUUUGAAGGACAUCAAUUUCGAUAUGAUCAAAAUUAUAGAGUCUAUGCAGCACUUCAUUUCCCUGCAGCACAGUUUCUGUUCGCAAAGUUUCACCUUCAAGAAUGUCAGCAAAAAAAAAUCCGAAAACAUCAUUAAGGACCACCAAAACCAACUCAAGAUAUUCGAAAACGAUAUGCUCACUUUCAAGCAGCACGUGAUGUCAAGAACACAUCGCACAAUAGAUGCGUUGCAUGCUACUGGCGCUGCCAUUUCAACCGCCACCGCUCCCACUCCAGUAUCCGCUCACAAACCCCAAUACGAAAUAAUGGUUGCUCCAAACAACCAGUACGCUCCGCAGAAAUCAGCAUUGAGCGCUAACAUCCCUUCAAGGUUCAACACCACUUCCGUACCGCCAUCCCAGUUUUUUAUCCAGUACCAACCGCAGCAACAGCAACAGCAACAGCAGCAGCAACAACAACAACAACAACAACAUCAACAUCAACAACAACAACAACAACAACAUCAUCAACACCAACAACAACAUCAACAACAACAACAACAACAACAUCAACAUCAACAUCAACAACACAUGACUUAUGCGAAACAACCACCGCAUAUGCCGAACUUCAUCAAUCAGCCCAUACCCAUCCAGCAGCUACCGCCACAGUACGCAGACACUUUCAACACUCCGCAAAUGAUGCACAAUCCCUUUGCCUCGAAGAACGGCAACAAACCAGGCAACACCAAGAGAACCAAUAGCGUUCUUAUGGACCCCUUGACACCUGCGGCCAGUGUCGGUGUCCAAGGUCCACUGAACUACCCCAUCAUGAACGUCAAUCCAUCGAUCCGUGACUAUAACAAGUGUCUCCCUCAAAAUACGGCUCCAAGUCCUAUAUAUCCUAUAAAUGAGCCCACAACUAGGUUGUAUUCUCAACCAAAAAUGAGAACUCUCGGGUCUACAAGCUCUUUACCCAACGAUAGGAGAAACAGCCCCUUGAAAUUAACACCAAGAUCCUCGUUGAAUGAAGAUAGUUUAUACAUCAAGCCUAGAAAUUCACUUAAAUCAAGCAUUUCGGGCACCUCAAUUUCCUCCUCCUUCACCCUGGUUUCCAACAACCCGGCUCCUAUUCGCUACUCUCAACAGGGACUGCUUCGUUCAUUGAAUAAAGCAGCCAAUUGCGCUCCGGAUUCAGCAACUCCAUUGGACCCCUCUGUCUUGACGGGUCCUACUCCUAAAAACAUGGACAAUCUACCCAUUGUUUCUUCAAAUUUAAUAAACUCUCCAAUGAACGUCGAACACGGCACAAGCAUAUCGAACCCGCAGCCUACAUCACAGAUGGAACUACCGCAGCCAUCGUUGCCCACAACAAACGUCACUAAAAGCAAUGACGAGACUGAUACUAUCAGAAGAUCUGGGAGUGGUGUUUAUUCCUUAUUAAAUAAGGAUGAUAGCAGUUCAGCCAAUGCUAAUCCUAAAGGUAAAGGGGAAACCACACCAGUAUCUAAGAAGGUCAGGUUGUGA
Saccharomyces eubayanus is the source of this 2364-nucleotide messenger RNA. RefSeq names its product Sfl1p (gene SFL1). The transcript has a single exon. NCBI's taxonomy places the organism in Eukaryota, Fungi, Ascomycota, Saccharomycetes, Saccharomycetales, Saccharomycetaceae. The record is from RefSeq and is a predicted model, not a curated record. Gene Ontology annotation, molecular function: sequence-specific DNA binding; DNA-binding transcription factor activity. The coding region runs from base 1 to 2364 and encodes 787 amino acids. Gene Ontology annotation, biological process: regulation of DNA-templated transcription.